Messenger RNA from Ostrea edulis (European flat oyster), 677 nucleotides. RefSeq lists its product as uncharacterized. Bases 80 to 658 code for a protein of 192 amino acids. The transcript is spliced from 3 exons. NCBI's taxonomy places the organism in Eukaryota, Metazoa, Mollusca, Bivalvia, Ostreida, Ostreidae. The record is from RefSeq and is a predicted model, not a curated record.
CAACUGGAGUCCUGAUUUUGUUCCCCCAUACACGCAGGUGUUGUAAUACCAUGCCGAUUCCAUCUUUUCAUUUUCACGAAUGUUCUUCAUCAGAUCCAGAUUUCGUUUUGUAACGUCAUCUGCGAAUCGAACACUGUUCUUCAGGUUUUUCUUCUGUCUCAUUAUCUUUUGUUUCACUUCAGCAGAUGCAAAGCGCACAAUGAUGGGGUUAUCUCGAAGAUUUGGGGUUUUUGAUGGAAUCCUAUGGAUUGCUGAGAUGUCCGUGGGAUCAAGUUGCAAAUUAAGGUUUGAUCGCCGAGAACAUCACACCUUUCAAAUGUCGCCAGGGAUUCGCCAAGGUCAGUCGCUGGUGCCUUUACUUUCAUACAGAGCCCACCAGUAUAUUGAACUCCAACGAGAUGUUUUGAUCAAGGCGCACAUAUGGUUGUGUUGGAUUCAAAGGAAAAGGAAAAGGUCAUUACGACUUUCAUCGAAGCGAGAGGUUGUGGACUUCCUUGGGAAGCAUAUGACAAUCCUUCCCCCUAGAUAUGACCAUCUCAGCAUAAUGGUUGGUGGCAACACAGAUGGAGAAAACCAAAUCCUUUGUCAAAAACAGUUUCAUAAAAUCUGCAAUGCUCUGAAUAAUCAGGUUCCAUAUCUGAAACAAAAUUGCAAAUAAAAUCAGUAUUGGCCAUCAU